Adelges cooleyi (spruce gall adelgid) is the source of this 1024-nucleotide messenger RNA. RefSeq names its product casein kinase II subunit beta (gene CkIIbeta). Lineage: Eukaryota; Metazoa; Arthropoda; Insecta; Hemiptera; Adelgidae. The record is from RefSeq and is a predicted model, not a curated record. Gene Ontology annotation, cellular component: cytoplasm; protein kinase CK2 complex. Gene Ontology annotation, molecular function: protein kinase regulator activity. The transcript has 6 exons. The coding region runs from base 222 to 884 and encodes 220 amino acids.
ACUUUUAUUACCACAGUAUACACUACACAUACAAUUUCUUAUCCAUCAUCCACAGGACACGGACCACAGUCCACACUCCACAAUCCAAUAGUCAUAACAUUCAAGUAAUACUUAUUAAUUCUUGAAUUAAGAAAAAGAGUGUUAAGUUUUUUUUCGUUAUUACUGAUCAUCGAAAUUAAUUUCAUCAUUAAAGCGUGGCUAGCCCAAGUAAAAGAAGGAGGAUGAGCAGUUCAGAAGAGGUAUCAUGGAUCUCGUGGUUCUGCGGGUUACGUGGAAAUGAAUUUUUCUGUGAAGUCGACGAAGAUUACAUUCAGGAUAAAUUUAAUUUGACAGGCCUCAAUGAACAAGUACCUCAUUACAGACAAGCUUUAGAUAUGAUUUUGGAUCUUGAACCAGAUGAUGACUUGGACGAUAACCCGAAUCAUUCAGAUUUAAUUGAACAAGCUGCAGAAAUGUUAUACGGUUUAAUACACGCUCGCUAUAUUUUGACCAAUCGUGGAAUCGCGCAAAUGAUUGAAAAAUAUCAAACGGGUGAUUUUGGACACUGUCCACGAGUAUAUUGUGAAAACUCUCCUAUGCUUCCAAUAGGUUUAUCAGAUGUUCCUGGCGAAGCAAUGGUAAAGUUAUACUGUCCUAAGUGUAUGGAUGUUUAUACGCCAAAGUCAUCUCGUCAUCACCAUACAGACGGUGCUUAUUUUGGAACGGGAUUUCCGCACAUGUUGUUCAUGGUUCAUCCUGAAUACAGACCACCGAGACCUGGUAAUCAAUUUGUACCCAGAUUGUAUGGCUUCAAGAUUCAUGGUUUGGCUUAUCAAAUACAACAACAAGCAGCAGCUAAUGUUAAAACACCACUUAGACUGACCAGCUUCAAUGGGAAACGUUGAUAAAACUUAUUGAAAAUUUAAUCUACAUUUUAUUACUAUUUAUCAAUAGAUUAACUAAAAAAAAAUCGAUAAUUUCAGUUAAAAUUUUCUCAGCUAUCUGCUGUUUAUUAUUAUAUCAAUAAAUUAUAUUUAUAACUUUA